Messenger RNA from Paramecium pentaurelia, 1263 nucleotides. The record is from the annotation of a GenBank genome assembly. NCBI's taxonomy places the organism in Eukaryota, Ciliophora, Oligohymenophorea, Peniculida, Parameciidae.
AUGGAAGCUGUCAAUCAACAUAGAUUACCUGCUGGACAUAAUGCUUAAGUAGCAGUAAUGAGUUAUUCAUGUUAUGAUAUUGAAGAUGCAUUAAUAAUGAACAAAUCUUCUUUAGAUAGAGGAUUUGGUAGAACUGCAGUCUAUAAAAAAUCAGUUACUGAAUGUGAAAUCAAUUAAAGAAAUAAGGAAAGUAGAUUUAAUGAGAGAAUUGAUGAACCACCAACUAAAACACAUAAUACAAAAAAGAAAUUUAUUAAGAAAUAUCAUGCUCUUGAUAGUGAUGGUAUAACUAAAGUAGGUGCAUAAUUACAUCAUGGAGAUAUAUAUGUUAAUAAAAAGACACCUUAAGUUCCAGAUAAUCCUUAAAUUGAAAAUAUAUAAAUAGCAGAUACUCCAUCUGUAUUUAAAGAAAAGUGGCCAUAUACUGUAGAUAGAGUAUUAAUUAUUAAUAAUACUAAUGAUGGAACUGAAAAAAUAAAAACAGUAAAAACAAUCUUUAGAUAAAUAAGAAGACCUGAAUUUGGUGAUAAAUUUUCAAGUCGUCAUGGUCAAAAAGGUGUUGUUGGUCUUAUUGUUAAUUAAGAAGAUAUGCCAUUUAAUGAAAGAGGAUGGUGUCCUGAUUUAAUUAUGAAUCCUCAUGGUUAUCCAUCUAGAAUGACAAUUGCUAAAUUAAUGGAACUAUUAUGUGGUAAAUUGGGAGCUUUGGAAGGUAAAUUUAAAUAUGGUACUGCUUUUGGAGGAGAGAAUGUAUUAUAGGUAGGAGAAGAAUUAUUAAAAAGAGGAUUUCAUUAUUAAGGAAAAGAUUGUUUAAUAUCUGGAAUUACUGGAGAAUAUAUGGAAUGUUAUGUAUAUUAAGGACCUAUUUUCUAUUAAAGACUUAAGCAUAUGGUUAUUGAUAAAAUUCAUGCUAGAGCUAAAGGACCAAUGGAAAAACUUACUCGUUAACCUGUUGAAGGUAGAGCUAAGGAUGGUGGUUAACGUAUAGGAGAAAUGGAGAGAGAUUGUUUUUUAGCAUAUGGUGCUUCAAAUUUAUUAAUUGAAAGAUUAUUAAUAUCAAGUGAUCCAUUUAAUGUAUAUGUUUGUGAAAUAUGUGGAAUGUUUAAGAGUGAUUCAGUUUGUAGAGGUUGUAAUACAGAUAAAGUAUAUUAAAUUAGAUUGCCAUAUUGUUGUAAAUUAUUAUUUUAAGAACUUUUGGCAAUGAAUAUUAAACCAAAAUUAUAAUUAGUACCUUCUCAUGAGAGAUAAGAGUAUACAAUGAAUUGA